AUGUCUGACGUCAUGGCAGGCGUUGCAAUAUCGGCAACACUGAUUGGUUGCGCAAUAGGAAGCGGUAUUGGCGGUUUGAUUUUCAAGAAUAUCGCAGAAAAUUAUGACAGGCUUGGUGAACUUUGCUCCGGUAUCGCAGUGCUGGUCGUCAGACUAGUUGUGUGUCUCUUAUUCUUCGUAUGGGAUCCACCAUGUGGGAAGUUGCUUUGGUAUCAUUAUGUGGAGUUGGCAGCAAUCGGUGGAACAUUAGUAACAGUUGGUGGUGUAGAUAGGGCCCUUUUGAAGAAGGCAAUCGAAGAUAAGUGUCAGGGUACCGCAGCCGCCGCGAUUCGAACCAUAUCCGGCAUCGCUAGCAGUCUGAUUCUCUUCCAGGUUUCCGCAUAUUUGUCCGAGAAGGUGUUUGGCUACGUUCCAUCGAGAAAGUCGUUUGAAACCAUGGAUGCGGCUGUUAAGGAAAGAAAUGCCGAAGCCCUGAGGAAAUCAAUGAUGUACAUUAUUUUGGCAGGCACGAUACUCAACGUUUUUUGCUAUAUUGCGUUGUUGUGUAACAUACCUAAAAAAGUAGGCGGAAAUUGA
Molecule: messenger RNA, 576 nt
Organism: Babesia ovata
Lineage: Eukaryota; Apicomplexa; Aconoidasida; Piroplasmida; Babesiidae
Product: major facilitator superfamily member protein
Exons: 1
Coding region: 1-576 (191 amino acids)
Source: RefSeq, a predicted model, not a curated record